AUGGUCAACAUGAUUCAGACUAAACAAAACAAGGAAAAUACGUAUAAGACUGCAACUGGGAAAGAAAAAGAGAGCAUUACAGAAAAGGCUUUGAAACCUACAACUAGAUUGGGUUGUUUCUUUUGCAAGAAAGCAGGGCAUAUGAAGAGAGACUACAAGAAAUACAAAAAGUGGCUGGAAAAGAAGAAGGGAAAAGACAGUGGUGCUUCUAUUCAUGUGGCUAAUUCCUUGCAGGAGUUUACAAGCAAGAGGUUGCCAAGCAAGGAUGAAGUGAAGGUGUUCGUGGAAAAUGGAGAAGAAAAAUAA
Molecule: messenger RNA, 306 nt
Organism: Prunus armeniaca (apricot)
Lineage: Eukaryota; Viridiplantae; Streptophyta; Magnoliopsida; Rosales; Rosaceae
Source: the annotation of a GenBank genome assembly